Molecule: messenger RNA, 1506 nt
Organism: Cyclocybe aegerita
Lineage: Eukaryota; Fungi; Basidiomycota; Agaricomycetes; Agaricales; Hemipholiotaceae
Source: the annotation of a GenBank genome assembly
AUGGAGAUUGCGCGUGAAAUUCAUGUCACUACUCAGUGCUGGACAGUGGGAAGUUCAAAUGAACGUUCAGCAUUGGAAUCACGACCACCAUCUCAACUCCGAGUCCUCCCAGCUCCCAACGGAAUAGCUCAUCUUUUCGCAGGAAGCCAUGGCACCACGAUCAGCGACUCGAUCUUCACUGUUAACGCGCAUCAGGUUGCUGGAUCCAAAGGCUUCGACAUCCUCACAAACGCUGUCUCUCCCAAUGCCUUCCACAACUCAGACGACCGUCCCGACCCCCCAAAAUGCCACGAGAACACCAGGGUGGCGGUAAUCAAGAAGAUAAUAGACUGGGUGACGGGAAAGAUUGACAUAGACACCUUCAUUCUCUGGCUCUACGGGCCCGCAGGUGCAGGAAAGUCCGCCAUCGCCCGUACCGUGGCCGAACUAUGCGCAGCGCAAAACCUUCUCCUUGCCAGUUUCUUGUUCUUUCGCACAGAUUCACGGCGCAACACCAUGGACCCGCUGGCAGCCACCAUCGCAUAUCAAAUCACCUUGGCUAUUCCCGCCGCCCGGGCCCACAUCGAAGCCGUCGUGGAAGCACAUCCUCUUAUCCUCUCAUAUUCAUGUGAACGUCUUGAAGAACAGUUCAUCAAACUCAUCUUUGAACCCCUUCGAGUACUGUCGGAGCAGGGCCAUUUCUCACAAGAUACAUUGCCUCCUUUGAUCGUUAUUGAUGGCCUCGACGAGUGCCUGGAUGAAGGCGCGCAGACAGCGCUUAUCCGACUUGUCUUCUCCUUAAUGUCUCGUUACCAACUCCCUCUCAAAUUCCUGAUCGCCAGCCGUCCCGAAGCACAUAUCAAACCCGUUUUUGCGGCAAUUUCGCCUAUUUCCGAUCUCGAGCUUAACGAUGACUUUCACCCGGACGAUGAUAUACGCCACUUUCUGGAAGACAGGUUUCGAGAGAUCAGGAGUUCUCACCCCUUUCGCUCGCGAAUUCCUUCCAGCUGGCCCAAAAAAUGGGAACUAGAAAGCUUAAUCCAGAAGGCCUCUGGUCAAUUUAUAUAUGCAUCAAUUGCAAUGCGCUUUGUCGACUCUCCUCGCCAUUUACCCACUCAGCGCCUCGAGAUUCUCCUCGACCUUCGUCUACCCACCAAUCGCGAUCUUCCUUUUGCAGAACUCGACAACCUCUACAGGUUACUCCUUUCUCGAGUCGAGAAUCCACCCUUGGCUCUGCAGAUUCUUGGGGUCCACAUUGCCCUCCAACCGCGGUCAGGUCUGUAUCAUGUUGAAGCCAUAGAGUAUAUGUUAGGCUUAGAGGGUGGGGAACUGAACGUCGCCCUCACGGAUCUCGGUUCGAUUCUCGAAUGUGGUAACUGGGUCAAAUUCCACCACCGUUCCUUUGUAGAUUUCCUUCUCAGCCCUCAACGGUCAAAAGAAUACUAUAUUGAUGUCCGUAAAAGUCAUACAGCCAUCGCCCAAUGGGUCCUGCAAACUUUUAGCAGAAGCAGUGUCGGUGAGUGGUAA